GACCCCUGCCCUUUGAUGACGAACUGCACUGAUCUACCUGAGGACGAGCACCGGAAGGCUGGGCGCAACAGUCCGGGGUACAAUUGCACCGAGUGCCCUGUAGGAUAUUUGCUUAACCAGACGAUCCUCAAGUGUUUGGACAUCGACGAAUGCAGCAACACAUCAUCCUGUUACCAAACAGCAUAUGCUCGAAUACCCUGGGUAGUUACACCUGCACCUGUAAGACUGGCUAUCGGUACUCGACACAGGACGGUGGAAGCUGCAAAGAUAUUGACGAAUGCACGGAGAAUACACACGACUGUAAGCAUGACUGUGUCAACAACGCAGGCUCCUACGAAUGCCAGUGUUUUUCUGGUUUUAAGUUGGACGCGAACAAACGCACGUGCUCAAAGAUGAUAACCCAAGAUCCGUGUCAGGCAGCAAACAUCACCUGCGCGUACGCAUGCUCCAACGCCACAGGUGCUCCUGCGUGCGCGUGUCCAGCCGGCUUCGCCCCCAAAGGAGGAGCUUGUGACGACAUCAACGAAUGCAGUCUGGGCAUCUGUUCACAGACGUGCGUCAACACAAACGGUAGUUACACCUGCUCUUGUCUCCCUGGAUACCGGCUGCAUUCGGACAAGGUCACGUGUGUAGAGUGUCCGACCAACCAGUACGGCAUCAACUGUAACAUGACGUGUGAGUGUCGGGGUCGCGGCACGUGCAACAAGGUGCACGGCUGCAUGUGUCAGACCGCCUGGACAGGCCCCACAUGUACAACUGACGUUGACGAGUGCAAGGCAUUGCCCAAUGCAUGUCCCCCGGGGUGGAUCUGCACCAACACCAAUGGUUCAUACAAAUGCGACUGUCCACCCGGCUACGUGAAUAGCACGGUCAACAACACGUGCGUCGAUAUUGACGAGUGCAGCUCUUACACCAGCAACUGCCCACAGUCAUGUCAGAAUCUACCAGGGACGUUCCAAUGUACUUGCAACCCUGGCUUCAUGUACAUUAAUAACACCAACAAAUGCGAGGAUAUCGAUGAAUGUGAAACUGUAACCGAUCGCUGCGAGCAGUUCUGCUACAACUUCCCAGGCUCUGCUAACUGUGAGUGCCACAUGGGUUUUCACCUGGCAGACAACAGGAAAGGCUGUGUCAAAGACUUUGACCCAUGCGAAAAUAUGAACACAACAUCCAAUCACACUUGUGAAUAUGGGUGUGAUGUGACGUCAUCGGGCCAAGGGGAGUGCUUCUGCAUGAGAGGCUACCAGGUGGCGACAGAUGGCGUUCAGUGCGUAGAUAUCAAUGAGUGUGGCAGCAACGCCACCAACAACUGUAGUCAGACGUGUUUGAACCACCCGGGAAGUUACGAGUGCGCCUGCGAGACCGGGUACAGCCUCGCUUCUGAUGAGAGAACCUGCGAAGCGUGCGACUCCAAUCACUGGGGAGAGAACUGCAACAACACGUGCGACUGCAACCCCCUGGUUGCGAGUUCCUGUGACAAGAAGACCGGAUGUGUGUGUAGCCCCGGGUGGCUGGGUACCUGGUGCGAGAAGGACCGGGAUGAGUGCGUCGGCGACCCCUGUCCAUCCAACUCUGACUGCGUCAACACUCAGGGCUCCUACCGCUGUGUCUGCCACCCCGGGUAUUCUAACAGAGAUAACGGCAGCUUUUGUUUAGAUGUAAACGAGUGUGAUAACAACCCGUGCGAUCAAACCUGUACGAACACUGAAGGCUCCUACACCUGCAGCUGCUUGGAAGGCUUCUACAGUGAUGGAACCACCUGUGUAGACAUCAACGAGUGCCUGCAGGUUGGCAAGUGUUCCCAGGUGUGCCGCAACACAAUCGGCAGCUUCGCCUGUGAGUGUUACGACGGUUUUGUCCUCAACAUCACCAACCGCACGUGCGAUGUGAAAAUACAGUGCACCUCCACAAACUGCAGCUAUGGUUGUCGGGUGGUCAACGCCAGAGAAACCUGUUUCUGCCCACAAGGCUACCAACUGGCAGCUGAUAACUUCAACUGUGAAGACAUAAACGAAUGCCUGAACAACCCAUGUGUUAACGGCAACUGCACAAACCUGAACGGUUCUUUUUCAUGCAACUGUACUAGGGGUACCUUUCUGCUGCCGGACAAGGUUACAUGUCAAGCAUGUCCGAAAGACCGACAUGGAGAGAACUGUGCAUCCAACUGCACGUGCCUAACCAACAGUACUGAGAGCUGUGACCCAGUCUUUGGCAUUUGCAUGUGCAAGCCGGGGUGGACCGGAGACAACUGUGAGAGUGACGUGGACGAGUGUGCGGUUGUCAACUGUAACAUCACGGGCAAUAAUGCAAAAUGUCACAACACACCGGGUUCCUACAGAUGUGUGUGCACUGAAGGCUUCUUUACAUACUCCAACAGCUGCAUUCCAUGUGACGCAACUCACUACGGAAAGGAGUGCGCCAACGAAUGCGCGUGCGAAAGAGGCAACACUGUGGACUGCGAUGACGUCACUGGCAAGUGCACGUGUUCCAAGUACUGGACUGGCUCCAGCUGUUCAGAAGACAUCAAUGAGUGUAACAAGACAGACACCUGCCGAGCAGACGCAAACGAGGUGUGCCGGAAUUUUGCAGGUGGAUUUUCUUGCGACUGCCUUAGUGGCUACGCGCGACCAUCACCUGGAGACAACUGUACAGACAUCAACGAAUGUUUAUACGUCGACCUCAACACUUGUAACAGAACCAGUGAAGACUGUAACAACUAUCCCGGCGGCUUCAACUGCAGCUGUAAGGCUGGCUACUCCAUGAUUGGUCAGACAUGUACAGUCUGCUCGGCCUUCAAGUACGGGUUCGGGUGUUCUUCCAACUGCCAGUGUGACGUCAACAAUAGUCAGUCGUGCGAUCCAUUUACUGGCAGCUGUACAUGCAAGCAGGGAUGGACAGGAGCAAACUGUGACAAAGACAUUGACGAAUGCCUAAGCAAUCCGUGUGUAAAUGGCAGCUGCACAAACCUAAAUGGUUCAUUCUCGUGCAACUGCAAUCCGGGUAGUGGUCUCCUCACUGACAACGUCACAUGUGUAGCCUGCUCACCUUUCAAGUACGGACAAAACUGUGCUUUCAACUGCACCUGUGACGUCAACAACACCCAGACGUGUGAUCCGGUUACGGGUAACUGCACAUGCAAGCAGGGAUGGAACAGUACAAAUUGUAACGUCGACAUCGACGAAUGUCUGAGCAGUCCAUGUGGUAAUAGAAGCUGUACAAACCUCAAUGGUUCGUACGAGUGCAGCUGUAGUCCGGGUAGUUUCCUUCAGCCUGACAACGUCACAUGUCAAGUCUGCUCACCUUUCAAGUACGGGCGAGACUGUGCUUUCAACUGCACAUGUGACGUCACCAGCACCCAGACAUGUGAUCCGGUUACGGGUAACUGCACAUGCAAGCAGGGAUGGAACGGUGCAAAUUGUAACGUCGACAUUGACGAAUGUCUGAACAGUCCAUGUGUUAACGGCAGCUGUACAAACCUCAAUGGUUCAUACACGUGCAGCUGUAGUCCGGGUACUUUCCUCCAGCCGGACAACGUCACAUGUCAAGAAUGUCCAAGAGGCACGUUCGGCAAAGACUGCUCCUCUAACUGCACGUGUAACAUCAACAAGACUGUGAGCUGUGACCCGGUUAAUGGCAGCUGCACGUGCAAGCCGGGGUGGACCGGACCCACCUGCGACGAUGACUUCAAUGAAUGUGCAUACAAUCCUUGCACUAACAUCAGCCAGUCCUGGUGUAGCAACACAGUGGGCUCCUUCAAGUGCAUUUGCAAUGAAGGUUACAUCGACAACUCCAGCCUGUGUCUGCCUAAGACUCAGUGCACCUCCAAGAACUGUACCCAAGAAUGCGCAAUCCGCAAUGUGACAGAGGAGUGUUACUGCAAUCGUGGCUACACUCUGGCCUCAGAUGGAAUAAACUGCAUAGACACUGAUGAAUGUAUAAGCAGUCCAUGUGUAAACGGAAAUUGCACAAACCUCAGCAAUUCCUUCUCGUGCAGCUGUAGUCCAGGGAGCGCGCUUCAGCCUGAUAACGUCACGUGUCAAACCUGCUCACGUUUCAAGUACGGGCAAGACUGUGCUUUCAACUGCACCUGUGACGUCACCAACACCCAGACGUGUGAUCCGGUUACGGGUAACUGCACAUGCAAGCAUGGAUGGAACGGUACAAAUUGUAACGUCGACAUCGACGAAUGUUUGAGCAGUCCGUGUCUUAACGGCAGCUGUACAAACAUCAAUGGUUCAUACACGUGCAGCUGUAGUCCGGGUAGUUUCCUUCGACCUGACAACGUCACAUGUCAAGACAUUGAUGAAUGUCAAAGCACUCCAUGUGUAAAUGGAAAUUGCACGAACCUCAACAAUUCCUUCUCGUGCAGCUGUAGUCCAGGGAGUGUGCUUCAGCCUGAUAACGUCACAUGUCAAACCUGCUCACGUUUCAAGUACGGGAAAGACUGUGCUUUCAACUGCACAUGUGACGUCACCAACACCCAGACAUGUGAUCCGGUUACGGGUACCUGCACAUGCAGGCAGGGAUGGAACGGUACAAACUGUAACGUCGACAUUAACAAAUGUCUGAACAGUACAUGUGUUAACGGCAGCUGUACAAACCUCAAUGGUUCAUACACGUGCAGCUGUAGUCCGGGUAGUUUCCUUCAGUCUGACAACGUCACAUGUCAAGCCUGCACAAGCUUCAAGUAUGGGACAAACUGUGCAUCCAGCUGCACGUGUACAGCAAGUAGGACAGUCAGCUGUGACCCUGUCAACGGCACGUGCACGUGUAAGACAGGUUGGACAGGUGUCAACUGUGAUCUGGAUGAGGAUGAAUGUACUCUGAACGCCUGUAGUAACGUGUCCAACAGCUACUGUAACAACACAGACGGGUCUUACAGCUGCCUGUGUAAAGAUGGUUUCUACAAUUCAUCUGGCCAAUGCACUCCCUGCACAAGCUUCAAGUAUGGGACAAACUGUGCAUCCAGCUGCACGUGUACAGCAAGUAAGACACUCAGCUGUGACCCUGUCAACGGCACGUGCACGUGUAAGACAGGUUGGACAGGUGUCAACUGUGAUCUGGAUGUGGAUGAGUGUAAUCUGAACGCCUGUAGUAACGUGUCCAACAGCAACUGUAGCAACACAGACGGGUCUUACAGCUGCCUGUGUAAAGUCGGUUUCUACAAUUCUUCUGGCCAAUGCACUCAAUGUCCAAGAGGCACGUUCGGCAAAGACUGCUCCUCUAACUGCACGUGUAACAUCAACAAGUCUGUGAGCUGUGACCCGGUUAAUGGCAGCUGCACGUGCAAGCCGGGAUGGACCGGACCCACCUGCGACGAUGACUUGAAUGAAUGUGCAUACAGUCCUUGCACAAACAUCAGCCAGUCCUGGUGUAGCAACACAGUGGGCUCCUUCAAGUGCAUUUGCAAUGACGGUUACAUCGACAACUCCAGCCUGUGUCUGCCAAAGACUCAGUGCACCUCCAAGAACUGUAGCCAAGGAUGCGCAAUCCGCAAUUUGACAGAGGAGUGUUACUGUAAUCCUGGCAACACUCUGACCUCAGAUGGAAUAAACUGCAUAGACACUGAUGAAUGUCAAAGCAGUCCAUGUGGAAACGGCAAUUGCACAAACCUCAACAAUUCCUUCUCGUGCAGCUGUAAUCCGGGUAGUUUCCUUCUACCUGACAACGUCACAUGUCAAGCUUGCCCAAGCUUCAAAUAUGGGGUAAAUUGUGCGUCCAACUGUGCGUGUAAACUAAACAACACCAACAGCUGCAACCCAGUCAGCGGCACCUGCACGUGUAAGACAGGUUGGACAGGUGCGAACUGUGACACCGACAUCAACGAGUGCCAGCGGAACGCUUGUAGCAAUGUGUCCAACACCAUCUGCAGUAACACAGACGGCUCUUACACCUGUCUUUGCAAAGACGACUACGUCAACACUUCUGGCCAGUGUUUGUUGCCAGAGAGGACCUACCGUGUGACGGCAGUCUUCAUAUUUGAGGAGACAUACGAUUUGUCCAACAAUAACUCUGCCAAAUACCAAAAUUUGAAGAGGAUAAUCCAUGAUGCUCUCGUCGCCUUCUGGAAAAAUUCUACUUCAGGUUUAUUCAAAGAUUAUGUCAUCCUCCUCUUAAGCAAUGGCAGCGUCAAGGUGGAUGGUUUGCUGUAUAUGGACCCGAAUCAGCUGAAGUCUGCUGAUAACUGGGCCAGCCUGACAGACGGACAUGCUGCCAGGGCGAUAGAAGACCUGGCCAACAAAGACAGCCUGCCUGUCAACAACACUCUCGUACCCUUGAAGGAAGUUCUCUAUAACAACAAUGUAGUCAGUAAACAUCAAGAGGUCUGCGACACCUUUUACAUGAUCCGCAGCUGCAAUGAUUCCUACACAUGUGAGGCGAUAGACAACAUACCUCAGUGCAGCCCCGUGUACACUAGCAACACCUACAAGCUUGUCAUCGGUCUCAGUGUGGGCAUCCCUCUCUUCGUCAUCCUUAUCGUCGCCAUCGGAGUCAUCGUUUUCCUCUGCCUGAGGCGGCGCCGGCGGAAAGCGCACAGUAUUCCGUCAGACGCGUCGGACGACUUCCACAGCAUCUUUGCUAGCCGGUUGGCUCCCAAGGGCAGCUGGGGGGCCGCCAACCGGUUGUCGAUGUACACACCAGACAACCUCUCAAUAGCCACCAGUCAGACCAGCGGCCAGGGCAAGCUGUUGAAGAGAGUUCAGCUCCGGCGGGCCUCGGACUUUGCAGCCUCGCCCUGGUACGACAAUGUCCGUCCAGAGGGAGCAUAUGUAGAAGAAAGCGACAGAGCAGAAGCAUCCACCUUCUCUUGGGAAUACAUGUUCCAUCUCUUGGAGCCUCAUCGAGAGUUUGAGAUCCAGAGGCCUCAGGUUACAGAAACGCCGAAUCCAGCUUUUACUCCUCCUCGGCAACAUCCAGAUUCCAUGGCUUGAAAGUCCUUCUGGAUUUUAUUAAUGAAAAGUCCUGAGACUAAAAAGUGCAUUAAAACCUCUUGCCCUUCGACCAAAUCGUGCAUGGGGCGAUGAGAAUGGCACUGUCAGGCAACGUGUGCAAUGUCCUGUGUGGAUGUCAGAAGGGCAUCCAUGACCUACACGUGUACCUUCUGUGACACAGAACUAUGGCGCCUGUUCUCCUGCUGGUGGUCAAAACGUUUGAACACAUGUCGGAAUAAACUCGUUAUUAUGUAUGUUUAUUUUCGAAAUGGUUGGACUUUGUGUCUCAGCAGCAAAACAUCGACACCUACAGUUCUGACUGUCGACAGCAAGUUCGAAGCGAAGUUAAAAAAAUGUUUUUUUGUUCGUUUGUUUUUUUGGGGAAAAAAAUUAAAUCGUGUGCUGUCCUUUGGAGGAACCCAUCGCAGGACAGACUGGAUUUUUUUUUCUUUUUGUCUUAAGCAUCUCUAAACCACCACAGUUCAUUGCUAUCGCCGUCUAACUAUACCCACAAGACUCAAGUGUCAUCGAAUUCAAGUGUUAACAAGUGACAGUUCUGGACACCUCACUUCCAAAAGACCUUUUGGCAUCGUGACUGUUUCAUGUGGUUGAUGUUCCAUGUCUUCAUGCUGACAGUGCCAGUGUGUUGGGAGUUGCUUAAUUCAAGUUCUCAGCAUAUAAUUAGCCAGUGCCUUGUCAUACCUACGAUGCUAUCAAUUGAUGCUAAUAUGCAACCUGACGAUGCCUGUAACACGUGAUAUCAUGGAUGAUUGUUUGAUGAUCUGCCAAAUCAUUCCGUUGUGUUCUUGUCGUUAAACAUUUCCUGUGGUACCUUGGAAGUGGAGAGUGGGCAAGAUAGAGUGAAAGAGAGAUUACUUUUACGAUGUGUGUGUGUGGGCGCGCGUAUAUAUGGGUGUGUGCGUCCAUGAUGUAUCUAGUUUUAUACUAAUACAUAAUUAUAAUGUCAUUUAUACAACCAGCAGCAGCAUAUUUUAUUAAAAAUAACAUGUUUCUUCAACAAUAUUUGUUUAUUAUCAUGAAAUAAGGCGUCCGACAGUGAAAUGGUAAAGCAGGGUUGUAAUGGUUUUAUUGCAUAAUAAAUUGGAAAUGAGCAAUAAUACACGUUUAUUUAUUCAAGACAUUUUUUUUAAAUUUAUUUUUAGCAAACAGUUGAAAAUCUAAUUUAAAAUUUUUUUCAAAAAAUAAACAUAUGACCCUCCCUGUCAAUAAUCUCUUCUAUGCACUUUUAUCAGUAUAAACAUGAUCUUGCCUUCCAAAGAAAUAUUCCGCUAGUCCUCAAUUCACUGAAUGUUCCGAGUGAGAGGAAGAAAUCCAGGAGUGCCCUUGGGAGAAGAGACUCAGAUUGUAAGAUGGAAGCUGUGUUCGGGACCAUGUUUAUUUGUAUCUACUAUUCUGUGGCUGUUACGAUUACAAGAAGCUGUUACUGUGCCUUUAUUAUUUUAGCAGUGCUGUGGCAACAUUAAGAGGCAAUCAAUAAACCGCCUAAUCAAACUUGUGAUCCUUUUUAACAUUAUUAAUUUUACACGCUGUUCUUGUUCUUUUCAUUGUACAACGGUCAAGCUGUAAAUACACUACGUGUUCAUUAUCUCUUCAAUGAACAACUAAUAUUUUUCUUUGUUUCACUGUUCACAGCUCGCAUAUUUGUACCUGAAACAUAUGGUUAUUUAUUCUGCUCAAAAAUUGUAAAUGCAAGUGAACUUUCUUGGUGGCUGGGAUAUUUUGCAGUCUUUCAUAUGUUAUCAAAAGGUCUAUAGUCCUAUAUUACUGUAAUGUAGUUUGCCCUACAAUUUGCAUGUUCAUUCAUCGAAAGGUCUGUAGUUCGAAAUCCAGCGUAUCGCUAAAACUGUCGUCUUUCUUGUCACAUUUGUUCCGAAGCUGCUUAUUUUGAUAGAAAAGUGUUGUAACCUGGGGGUACUUUUACUGCCCAGAGGAGUUCGGAAAGACCUGGUGCCAUGGAGACAAAUUCUUCGAAAAGUGAUUUGUAGUCGGUGCUCACCUGUCCUUGCGAUGACAACCAGCAUGUGUCUCCACUCCCAGACCACAACAGUGUGUUACCUGGUUCAGAUGAUGUCUGCUUUACAAAACAGUAUUUCUUUUCGUGGAUACAAAACAUAAGGACCUGGAAGGAACAAAUGCUAAUGUGUUGCAGCAACCAACAGCAGACUUCAGUGAUGAGUGGGACGGCAUUGAGGACAGACUGUAAUGAUCAGAAAACGGAACGAAGAAAAGUAUUGAACUGCAACGCCACCUAGUGACGCACAUUCCUAUUAUCGAGUGUGUUGUUGCUUGUCGCCAUCAUCAUUAAUAGGCAUUUAGAAUGAUAUAGUUUCAAUAGCCAAUUCUUUAUAAGCGAUAAUAAAGAGAAUGACUGACAAGAAUAAGUGUUUGCUGAACAGAAAAACGAUGAUUUCAAGACGCCCAAAUAGAAUGUGACACUUUUUCCGUGACAUUUUCUGCAUGUUAAUGUGAUAAAACGUAUCAAAAUAAUCAGUGCAAUUGAUGUUUGAUGUUCAGUAAGGACGCUGAGGAGAGGUCAGGUCUUGUGCGAGAGGAGAAAUGAGGAAGAUUCUAUUAUUUUUGGAAAUAAAAAUUAUACAAUUAUAA
Molecule: messenger RNA, 9557 nt
Organism: Pomacea canaliculata
Lineage: Eukaryota; Metazoa; Mollusca; Gastropoda; Architaenioglossa; Ampullariidae
Product: fibrillin-1-like
Exons: 42
Coding region: 150-6932 (2260 amino acids)
Biological process (GO): cell communication
Cellular component (GO): membrane
Molecular function (GO): calcium ion binding
Source: RefSeq, a predicted model, not a curated record